AUGCUGAGCAAGCUAGUACCCGCGAGCCUUGCGCUCCUUGCACAUGGCACUGCAGCCCCGUACAACACCAACUCCAGCCUCCGCAUGAACCAAAUCCAAGUCAUCGGAACCCACAACUCAUACCACCGCGAAAUAUCCCUCGCCGAGCGCGAAAUCUUCGAGAAAUACGUUCCUUCUCCCGAAAGCUACUAUUACUCGCAUUCGUCCUUGCCCAAUCAACUCACGCACCAGGCCAUCAGAUCACUCGAGCUCGAUCUGCACUCUGAUGAGAAGGGCGGCCUCUACUACCCGCCACUCAUCUGGACGCUUUCCAACUUGACGAAUGCUACGACUCCCUUUGAUGGUAGCGUCCUCUUGAAACCUGGAAUCAAGGUGUUCCACGUCACCGACUUCGACCCGAAUGCCGUGUGCCACACCUUUGUGGAUUGCUUGACCCAACUCAAGGAAUGGUCCGACCACAACACGAAACAUGUGCCCAUCAUCAUCGACCUAGAACUCAAGACCGAGGCCCCAGCCUGUGACGCAGGAGGCGUAUGCCCCGGGGAAGCUACUAAUUGGACGCUCCCGCGCCUCCUCAACGUCGACGCAGAAAUUAUGUCCGUGCUACCACGCAAACAGCUCAUCGUCCCAGAUGACAUCCGCGUCGGCAACCUGAGCCUCGAAGAGAGUGUCUUGCAGCACGGAUGGCCGUUCCUGGACGAUGUCCGCGGUCGCUUCAUGUUCUUCUUCGACAACGACCCGUCCUCCGAUCCUAACAGUCCUGCUAAGCUGUACACCGCAGACGGCCACGAGUCGCUGCAGAACCGUACCGUGUUCACUAAUGGCAAGUCUCCCAGGUACAAUGUGAAUUUGUGUUUCCCGCCAAACGAGCGAAGGACCAUCUUCAUCUCCUUAUGA
This is a messenger RNA of Didymosphaeria variabile, 897 nucleotides long. RefSeq lists its product as uncharacterized. The transcript has 3 exons. Gene Ontology annotation, biological process: lipid metabolic process. The coding region runs from base 1 to 897 and encodes 298 amino acids. The record is from RefSeq and is a predicted model, not a curated record. NCBI's taxonomy places the organism in Eukaryota, Fungi, Ascomycota, Dothideomycetes, Pleosporales, Didymosphaeriaceae. Gene Ontology annotation, molecular function: phosphoric diester hydrolase activity.